AUGAGCAACAGGUCCAGGAAGGCUUCUGAUCCGGAAAACCCGGAAAAAAAUCCCAAGAAAAAGACCCGAAACCAUGAACGAGAGAUUUUUUUCGGGGAUCCGGGCCCGGGCCGCAGGGAUCCGUGAGAUUUUGGUCUUGGAAAGAAUCCAGAAAGAUGAGCAACAGGUCCAGGAAAGGCUUCUGAUCCGGAAAAACCCGGAAAAAAAUCCCAAGAAAAAAAGACCCGAAACCAUGAACGAGAUAAUUUUCGGGGAUCCGGGCCCGGGCCGCGGGAUCCGUGAGAUUUUGGUCCUGGAAAGAAUUCAGAAAGAUGAGCAACAAGUCCCAGAAGGCUUUCAAAAUUUCCUAGGAUUAGACUCGAAACUAUGAACGACAUUUUGAUGAAAAAACCUCACGAGCUGUGACCAGAAAUGAUAGAAAUGAUAAACGACUAUUUGGGUUAUUCGACGUGAGAAUCAACGCGAGCCUUCACGACAGCUGAGAGUCACUUCUCGCGACUGCUCUCUUCGUAACUGGUCGUCUUCACUUCCUCUCCUCCGGACAAGAAGUAAAUUGUUUCUCUUUCCUUUGGCUUAGUUUCUCUGGCUCCUGACUUGGAUCCGAAGAAUCUCAGCUUUAACUGCGCUCAGUAGAUGACUUUCAGAAUGGAUCGUCAUGAAUUUGAACUCUUCCUGGACGUUUUGGAAGAGAAGCUCGAAAAAGAAGACAUGGCCGAAGACGCGUUUCAGCUGGCCGUUGAGGCGGAAGACCGCGACGACAUUGAAGAGUCCGACCGCUACCUGGCUCUGUACAAUCAACUGCUCGUCGACAUCCGAGUUCUCCAAGAGAGGCUCGACGCCAUGGCGCUCUCGUUCAACGAGUUUCAGCCAUGA
Molecule: messenger RNA, 873 nt
Organism: Caenorhabditis auriculariae
Lineage: Eukaryota; Metazoa; Nematoda; Chromadorea; Rhabditida; Rhabditidae
Source: the annotation of a GenBank genome assembly